AUGCCAAGCCAAAAGCUCCCGUUCCAUAUCGCCAUUGUUGGCGGCGGCAUUGGCGGCCUUUGCGCUGCUCUCUCCAUUUACCAUCACUGCCCCAAAGAUGGAAGUGUCAUCAUCGAUGUAUACGAGCAAGCACCAGAAUACAAGGAGAUUGGGGCUGGCCUGGGCAUUGGGGUAAAUGCUGCAAAGCUUCUUCAUCGCAUCGGUGUGGGGGAAGACCUCAAUAAAAUAUCUGGCCAUCGGAAUGGCAUCUGGAUUUCGUUCCGCCGUUACGACACUGGCAGUGAGAUUGUUACUGUUCCAGUUGACGACCGACAAGAGAUUAGGCAAAGCCCUGUCCAUCGAGCUGAAUUCUUGUCUCUUUUGUUUGACCAUGUGAAGCAACGGAACGCGGCUACUCUUCACAUCAAUAAGAAGUGCUUCGAGCUCAAGGACCAAGGAAACUUUGUCGAGCUAUGUUUUGCCGAUGGGACGACCGCAACAGCGGAUUUGGUCGUUGGAUGUGAUGGAAUCCAUUCCAAUAUUCGCUCUCAGUUUCGCUCUGACAACCCGAAAUACAGUGGCCGUAUGUGCUACCGUGGUCUAGUCCCAAUUAAAGAUCUCGAAUCGUGGUGGCCAUUCAAUUCGUAUUCUGUGAGCUGGCUGGGUCCAGACAAGCACUUUCUGGCCUUUCCUAUCAGCAAAAAUACACUAUUGAACAUUGUGGCUUUCGUCUACUCUGAUGAUGACCGCACCAAGGAGAGCUGGACUGCUACAGGUCACAGAAGCGAAGUUCAGAGAGAGUUUGAAUCUUUCGAUACUACUGUUCGCAAGACUAUAUCAUUUAUGAACGAGAACCCUUCAAAGUGGAUUUUGAACGACCGCGAGCUUUUAGACCAGUGGGUAUACGGGGAUGGCAAAAUAGUGUUGAUGGGAGACGCAGCGCACGCAAUGCUUCCACAUCAAGGAGCCGGUGCUGGUCAAGCCAUCGAGGAUGGGUACAUCCUGGGGAGAGCCAUUGCGGACUAUCUUGCCGCGUCUCCCGACAGAGACACCCAUGCGCUUCAAAGAUGGAUGCAGCUCUACCAAGACGUCCGUCUUCCUCGCGCCCAGAAGGCUCAGGCAACUGCUCGCCAAGCUGGAGAAGUCUACGAGAUGCAGACACCAGAGAUGAAGGGGAAAGCCUACGAAGAAUGUCUACCACUUGUGCGCGACAGCUUGAAGGAUCGCAUGCAGUGGAUAUGGACUGGAGACAUUGAAGCUGAAUAUGCAGCGAAGCAACAACUUGUAGUGGAUCAAAACAACAGUGAAAGGUAUAUAGAUACCAAGAUGAUAAACUCUCUAACGGAGCGUGCCGUGUUGGUUGGGCAAGAAUAG
Messenger RNA from Trichoderma aggressivum f. europaeum, 1353 nucleotides. RefSeq lists its product as uncharacterized. Gene Ontology annotation, biological process: secondary metabolite biosynthetic process. Gene Ontology annotation, molecular function: FAD binding. The record is from RefSeq and is a predicted model, not a curated record. The coding region runs from base 1 to 1353 and encodes 450 amino acids. Lineage: Eukaryota; Fungi; Ascomycota; Sordariomycetes; Hypocreales; Hypocreaceae. The transcript has 4 exons.